Molecule: messenger RNA, 1484 nt
Organism: Brachypodium distachyon (stiff brome)
Lineage: Eukaryota; Viridiplantae; Streptophyta; Magnoliopsida; Poales; Poaceae
Product: probable calcium-binding protein CML11
Exons: 1
Coding region: 210-800 (196 amino acids)
Molecular function (GO): enzyme regulator activity; calcium ion binding
Source: RefSeq, a predicted model, not a curated record
GACCAGGCCAGAGUACCUUCCUCCGGUAGUACCAUAAAAUCAUCCGAGUUCGUCUUCCCGGCCCGGUUAAUCCGCCAUCCUGGGGACGCAACCUUCAUGCCCCGCCUUCUCCGCGCGCACCACCCAAAAAUUACCCCACCCCAACAACCCACAACGCCCGAUCUCCGCGUUCCUCUUCCUCCCCAGCCUCCCGGUUGAUCCCACGCGCCAUGAGCGAGGCACCCGCGAUCACCGUCGGAGAAGACCCGCCGCCGGAGACCCCGACCGCCACGGAUCAGCAGCAGCAGCGGCGGCGGGAGCAGGCGCCGCCGCCGCAGUCGUCGCUGGAGGAGGAGGACGCGGACCAGCUGUCGGAGCUUCGGCAGAUCUUCCGGUCCUUCGACCGCAACAAGGACGGCAGCCUGACGCAGCUGGAGCUGGGCUCCCUCCUCCGCUCGCUCGGCCUCAAGCCCAGCGCCGACGAGCUCGACGCCCUCAUCCAGCGCGCCGACCUCAACUCCAACGGCCUCGUCGAGUUCUCCGAGUUCGUCGCCCUCGUCGCGCCCGAGCUCCUCGACGACCGCUCCCGUUACUCCGAGGACCAGCUCCGCAGGCUCUUCGAGAUCUUCGACCGCGACGGCAACGGCUUCAUCACCGCCGCCGAGCUCGCGCACUCCAUGGCCAGGCUCGGCCACGCGCUCACCGCUAAGGAACUCACCGGGAUGAUCGAGGAGGCCGACACCGACGGCGACGGCCGGAUCGACUUCCACGAGUUCUCCCGCGCCAUCACCGCCGCCGCCUUCGACAACGUCUUCUCCUGAGCCGACCCCCUGUGGAUUCGGUCCAAUGCAUCAUCGAUCGGCUACUCGGUUUGUCGAUCUGUAAGCGGUACAUGAUGAUUUCCAUGCUUGUCGAUCGAUCGUGUCCUUCUCUCAGUAAUCAGAUGAUAUUUAGGAUGCCCUGCAGGUGUGUUGUUCAGAUGAGCCAUCCUUGUCUUCUGAAUGACAAACAGAUUACAUGGCAACGGCAAUGGCAAGCUUUAGUCUAGGCAGGAAUUAUCCAUGCAAUGCAUGAUCGAUCAUUGUGUUUGUUGAUUAUUGUUUUUCAUGUCCAUCAGUGUUUGCUUCUUCAUUGGCAUUGCAUGCUUAAUUCGACGCUGUCAGGGAACGAUCCAUGUUGCCCAAUCCCCACACAGGAACAAAGAUCAAGAGUCAUCAACAUAAUUGGGGGAAUCGUUGACCAUUAAUAUGUUUUUUUGUUCGUUAACUUGUUUUCUCCGUUCAUGUUGUCCAAGGACGAAGAGACGAUCGAUCGUCCUGACGUGCAGCGCAUCCAUGACAAAGGAUACCAUUUUCGUGUUGCCGUCUACCUUGUCGUAACAGAUAAAUUAAGUGCAUGGCCGGCAACCAUUCCUUAAUUGCAGAUUUUGUUUUAAGCUGCUGGAGUAUUCCUGUGCUCAACAAAUGUUGCAUUGUUACCUUUCACUAAUUCUGCCUGAGGGUAUA